UGGUCAUUUGGGAUGAACACUACGUAGUGGACUGCACGCGCCCAUGUUUGAUGCAGUCCCGACUGCGAACCGAGGUUCUAUCGGGCGGCCAACCUGCCAGCCAUCGCCCCGGGGCUGUACUGGUGGGAGCCAGGCCGGCUGCAUCGAGGCAGAACCCGGCGGCAUCUUCCUCGCCCACGUGCGAAUCGAUGCCGGAUUGGCUUGGCUGCCUUCCAUUGGCGCGCGGAGAUGGCCGCCUUCACAUGGGAGAACAGCGACUGCGGGCCCUCGUGCGCUCGAUGACCGACCUUGACAACCUGGAAGCUGAUUGCGCUUCCCUUUUGGUGUUGCGCCCAUCCCUCCGGACACAGAAGGCUCUUUUAUACCGCAAGGUGGGUAAGAGCCCGGCGCCCAGUACCGUGGGCAUUGCUCAAAUGGGCCUUGUCCGCGCGACCGAGAGGGUCCAUAUGCCCAUUUAUACUACUGUACUUGGUUUCCAAGCUCUUGCGGACGCUCGUGACGAAAGGGGCCGUCUGUUUCCGAGCUGGCUGGGGCGUGACUCAGUCGUCGCGGCACAGAACGCGGCGUGAGACGUCUGGGUAAAGGUUGGAUCUCGCUGCCUCCCCUCUCAUCACCCUCAGUCUCUUCCCGCUAGCACGGGCAAGCGUCGACUCGCCUGUACCUGUGAGCUGUGCGUGCAUGGGCAUCUGCGGCAUCAUGUGGACGAACCUCGACAAAUUUACACUUUGAGGUCGUGGAGUGUCUUGAGAGACAGGGCAUUUUUAUUUGGCAAGGACCAGAUAGGCAACGCGAUGCAUACUCGGCUCAGUCUUCGUCAAUGUCGAUUGAAAACCCGCGCAAGGAGAAGGAGACAGCAAGCCCGUGCGUCACCCCGUCCGGCACGGCAGUGGCGUCUCGGCUGCUCCUGCCGCACAAGGUGGUCGACCUCGACAGUCGACCUCAACACCAAUCACCACUCCGGCCCCCAUCUCCACCUCCGUCUAGUAUACGCAUUCACACAUAUCCAAAGGAACCCAAGACUCACGCGUCCCCCGCUGUCUGGUCCACUAACUGAAGCUUUAGCCGCUUGUCAGCAGAUUGCAGCCCAUGAUGGCACCCGACCCUCUCUGUCGGCCUCGCUCCCCGCCAACCCUCGAUCCUGGGACCCCCCCGGUCGCCUCGCGAAGCCCGGUAGGCCCUGAAACCAGCGCUGCGACACUAAAGCCCCCCUCCGCUGCGGCUCCAUUGUCGCACUUUGGUCGAUCUCGCCACUCGACCAGGUCGUUUCUCCAGCCACAGGCAUCAUAAUUCUACACCGGACGCGGGGCGCUGCCGUGGCCUCCCGUGUCCAACCCGUGCCCAAUCCGUCUCCAACGGAGCAAGGGGUGCCGCGUCACAACCUGGUGGUGAGGCACGCACCGGUGUUCCAUGCUGCACGCUCACACGGGCCUCGCGCGAGACGGGCUUUCUUGACCCUUCAGGCGAUCCGUUGUUUUGAAUGCCAAGAUAUGGCGGCAAACGUUCGGCCCUACGGCCAGACUCCCGCCACGACCGCUUCUUACUCUUCGCCCGGUCUUCUCCAGAAGGUUCAUGUUUGACACGCUCAAGCCCCUGAGGAACCAUGGACUAUUGCCCUCACCGCCCUCGGUUGAGUUCCCUCUCUCGCCACCAGUCCUGCCUGUCGUGUGCCAAAGGCCCCUAGCGGCUGUCAUGACAUCCGUUUGCUGGCUGCCUCCCCUGUCCGAGGACAUCCUCCCAGCCUCGGGGACCCUUACUUGCUCGUGUCUUCCAACCCUCUGACCUUUGUUUUUCCUGCAAAUACUUCUUCGCGGCCUAUACCACGUGCUCCUUGUUUUUACUUUCGCCUCGCUCUUGUCCGUCUUGCGAAGGGCCGGCCCCUUCUUUCAUGAUUGCUCGGGAGGCUCAUACUCAUGGUGAAUCAACCAGCCUGGCUUACUGCUCUCGUUUGACCCCCAAGGCAUCGCCAAUCUAAACCGGGACGCGCGAAGUAGACUGGUUACUGCCAUGUGUUGAAGCGCCCGUGCUUACAGCCACUUUCACCACCGCCAGUCGUCACAAAGAUCUCACCCUUGGCCGUGCCCACCAAGAGAAUGGUUCCGCUGAUGGAUCAAGUCGCUGGCCAUCUGGCCCGUGACGAGGGUCUUACAACACCCAAGUUCACUGGAUUCCCUGCGUGGACGCUCGGGGACGAGAGCGAGGAUGAGGCUGGAGCCGAGGGCCCCCAAGCGAGACAUAAGAAAGGAAAACGUCGUGCAAUAGAGCGAAGAAGCUCGUUACCGCCCAGUGCGGCCGACAGCGCCUUACGACUUGGCUCUCCACACCGGCGCUCAUCGUCUAAAAGAGGUCUACUGAGAAACGUUGUCGAGCCAAUAGUGAGCAAAUUGGGUGGCGAUAAAUCGGAACCCGAGUCCAGCGACCACGACAAAAGCAGUCCAGAAAGUGAGCCGCCGACACCAACAGCCAGCUCGGCUCCUACUGCCAAUCCGCCGCCUUCGCUACCCCCUCCGCCGACUAGCCUUCCCUCGCCCUCAAACCGUCCUCAAUCCAAGUUCUUUACUCCGCAAGUGACGAGCACCUCAUACCGUACCAAGGAGUCGGCGCGUCCAAGCAAUGCCCUGCCCGUCAACAACGCAGAUGAUAAAUCGUCGCAAUAUGUGACGUCGAUGGCAGCUACCCAGUCGUACUACAGUCCGUCCGCCACGUCUAUGCUUGAGAGCGUCACGAGUAUCAGUACCUCCAGCGCGGCACCGAUUACCACGAAGCCAGACAAGAUAGAAGACCAUCCCUCUCAUGCUCAUGACAACCUCCAUGCCAGCACAGAGAAGGCUCUCAUUGCCGUGGGCUCCAUCGGCGCUACAAUCAUCGUCUUCUUUGUUGUUUGGGUUAGCUGGAAGUGUUUCAAAAUGCGACGGGGCAAAAAGCAUUCUGAUAAUUGGCUGCCGGCAACCUUCUCGCUCGAGAGAUCCAAACAGAUUGCUGUCAACCUGGCUUCUCGAGUUCCCGUCCUGAAGGACAAGGUGGCGAAGCGGACCUGGUCCAACCUGGAGAAACCGUAUGACGAAGCUUACUGGGAAAAGCAACUGCCUUACUCAGGGGCCACGACCGGGAAUCCCGGGGGCAUCACCGUGCAUACUGCAAUCGUCAGGGAGAGCGUGGUUGACGACAACCCAGGGGCUGCUGGUCUCUCCCGUCACGGUCCGAGCCAGUCCAUGUCGUCAACUCAGCCGCAGUUCAACAACACGCUCCGCUCAAACUACCAAGUCGCCAAUGGCCGGAUGAGCGAGAUCUCGUCGCUCUCGUCCGGUUUCGGUGAUGGAGAUAUCAUCAUGCCGCCGCCCAACAGCAAGACGACCGUCACGGCGGCACGCCUCCCCGUGCCGCCACCCGCGGCGACGCGCUCCAGCGUCAGCGAGAUGUCGCAACGGCGCGAAACCACGUACACGGAGGCAUCCGAGGACCCAGUGCCGCGAUUCCGCAGCAUCAACUCGUGGGUGAGGCAGCAGACGGGACGAGUGAAGCGCGCCAAGCAGCGCGAAGUUGCGGCCAGCGAUGCGCCCCCGGUGCCGAACAUGCCUCCCGAGCAAGACUUCAAGCUCAUGAUGCCAGACGGCGAAGAACCACGAAGGGCGCAAAUGGAAGCAUCGCAACGCGACGGACGUGAAGAUGCGAGCGAACCGUAGCGCCUGGAACAGUACAAUCUACGUCGCGGCCGUACGCUUAAGGGAUCAACGUCCAAUGGUAGCACAUGUGCCUGUAAUAAGAAUAAAAAAGGUCUAGAUACUAGUAUACUCCGUAAUGGUGUAGUGUACGAAGUAUUGUAUUACGCCGCGCGCGGGCAGCCAAUCUGGUCUAUCCUCG
Molecule: messenger RNA, 3858 nt
Organism: Purpureocillium takamizusanense
Lineage: Eukaryota; Fungi; Ascomycota; Sordariomycetes; Hypocreales; Ophiocordycipitaceae
Exons: 4
Coding region: 2091-3680 (529 amino acids)
Source: RefSeq, a predicted model, not a curated record